Molecule: messenger RNA, 435 nt
Organism: Stylonychia lemnae
Lineage: Eukaryota; Ciliophora; Spirotrichea; Sporadotrichida; Oxytrichidae
Source: the annotation of a GenBank genome assembly
AUGGGAAGUGGAAAGCCUAGAGGUAUUAACGCUGGACGUAAACUUAAGACUCACAGAAGAAUCAACGUGUGGGCUGAUAAGAACUACAACAAGUCUCACUCACAAUCAAAGUGGAGAAAACCAUUCUCCGGUGCCUCCCACGCUGCAGGUAUCGUCGUUGAAAAGGUCGCCGUCGAGGCUAAACAGCCCAACUCUGCCGUGCGUAAGUGCGUUAGAGUCCAACUCAAGAAAAACAACAAGAGAAUCACUGCCUUCGUACCAAAGGAUGGUGGUAUGUCUUUCAUUGACGAGAAUGAUGAGGUGCUUGUUGCUGGUUUCGGUAGAUCUGGUCAUGCCGUCGGAGAUUUGCCAGGAGUCAGAUUCAGAAUCGUCAAGGUCGCUGGAGUUUCACUCUACGCUCUCUGGCUCAGAAAGAAGGAAAAGCCAAUUAAAUGA